Molecule: messenger RNA, 2715 nt
Organism: Eremothecium sinecaudum
Lineage: Eukaryota; Fungi; Ascomycota; Saccharomycetes; Saccharomycetales; Saccharomycetaceae
Gene: VID28
Product: glucose-induced degradation complex subunit VID28
Exons: 1
Coding region: 1-2715 (904 amino acids)
Biological process (GO): proteasome-mediated ubiquitin-dependent protein catabolic process
Cellular component (GO): GID complex
Source: RefSeq, a predicted model, not a curated record
AUGGCAGACUGUAUAGACAAAAAUAUCUCCCAUCAAUAUGCUGAUAUUGACUUAACUUUUGUUUGCAAUUUAAAGAAUCGGAUGGUUGGUGAUCAAAUAUGCAAAUUACAAAUAUUUCAUAAGGAUGCAAAGUUGAUCUAUAAACUAAUUGGUAUAGAUUACUCUGAUACUAAAUUAAAACUUGAAAGUUUGGAUUUGCUUUUGAGUCUAAUGAAUUUGGAUCCAGAUAUUCGAAAUCAACUUGACUUUCAUUAUGCCGAUACUGUUGCUAAAAUAUUACAAUCAAUAGAGUUAAAUGAGGAUUGUCCUAUUGAGUUAUGCUACAAGACAGCUAAAUUGGUUAAUUUAUGUCUUAAUAACUGUGAUAUACACUACAAAACAGAUUCUAUUGAUGUACAUGGGUCUGUUCCCGAAUGUUUUGGUAAGCUCUUGUCGUCCUAUUUAAGCGAAAGCCGACCGAUGUGCUCAGACGAACGUAGCGUACUUUGGGCUUCAACGAUUUUUGAAUUGUCGAUAUUGGUUUUGAAAUGUGGACAUGAGGAUCGUCUUCCGCCGGACGUAGUAGAAUCUUUGGAGACAUUGUUGCUUUCUAUCGUGGAGACUUAUAUCCCUCAAUUGGAUUGCAAAUAUGUUAUACAACUAAGCAUUCCUCAUAAAGCGCACCAAGAGCCGUUUCAACCGACUAGUAAUAAGGGUCUUUACCCUAACGAACCGCUACCAUUUACUAGCGCUCCGAAUGGUGUAGAAAUCUACAACCCAUUAGAUGAGGCACUCUUCUGGCUAACAGUUGUAUUAUAUGUGGAGACAUUUAAAGUUAAUCCUACACGAUCAAACCUAUGGCUCAACACCUCAUUUACUAUAUUCAUUGCUAGUCUAUUGAAAUCUAAUAAUAUCAAUUUGAGAUCAUGUGCGGUAUACUUCCUAUCUACCCCAUACUUCUUCAAUCCCAAAAACAAGCUUCCAAUGCAGCCUUUACAGUUGUGGUUACCUACACUAAUUAACCUUGUUAAUUAUAGUGAUGUUCCAUGGUGGCUUUCUCCAAUAGAUACGAUCACGAAGCUAAUUUCAUAUUUUAACAGUCAAAAUCCGCUAAACAAUGAAGUCAUUGAAUUUCUUUAUCGCACAAAUAUUCUCCAUGGGUUAAUAACUGUGUUUGUUAAAUGCUUAUCUUUAGACUACCAAACCGCUGCUUCUUUGGCCACAAUUACCUCGUAUCUUAAGUUGUUCUCUCAGGUGACAAGCAACGAUGAGAAGUGCCGCCUAUUGUUAUUGGAAGAUGGUCGCCUAAUGCAACAUUUAGAGCAUGCGUUACAGACUCAUUUGGAUUUGUUGAGCAUGUUUUUAUUGAAUACUGAAAAAAUGCAACUUUCCCUAUCACCAGAAGACUCGAUGCCACCAUUUUACACAAGCAAAUUAACUUUGCAAUGGGUAACCCUCUUAAAAUCAUUUUCUAGGAGUGUAAACUCGUUACGGACUAGAUUAAGACGGACACUUCUCGGUGACCAAUUGCUGCAAUUAGCGGAGACAAUAUACACCUUGCUAAAGCGUGCCAGCUUCGCUAGUGACGAGCUUUUAACCGCGGAAAUGGAAAUUUUGGCUAUGGUUUUUGCUGUAAUUUCCAACUUUGCGAUGGAGUUCUCCAACUUACAGGUGUACAUGGUUAAACAUGGUGUACUGCAAAUGGCCCAUGAUAUUUUAGUUGAUCCGAUAUUUAAUGACCAGGCCAUUUGUAACGAAGAAUAUGAACUUUACAAGCAGCGGUUCCCACCGGCUAACAUCGGUGCAGUAAAAGUUAACGUCCUUUGGAUGCUAAAGCAUCUAAUAUACAACUCUAGUACGGAGGAUAAACUUGAUCUAUUAAAGGUUAUCCCAAUGGACACGAUACUAGAAUAUAUCAAUGACAAAAACUCAGCAGUGCAAGAGCAGUGCUUUCAGCUACUUCGGAAUUUAACCUGCAACUCUAGAAAAGUUAUUAACAUGCUUUUGUAUCACUUUGUGGAUAAACAGUCUCAGGUUAACUGUGAGGACACCGAACUCUCCAAAUACGUUAUGCGUUCAACCUACCUUUUCGAGUUCCUAACCCACAAAUUGCGUACAUUAGAUCCUAAAAACUCUCAUCAGAUGGGUACCAUUGUCUCUAUUAUUCACAUUAUUGUCAAUUUUACAGUGAUAAACGAGAGCAAGCGGCACAUGGUCAUAGAACAAGAGGAAUUAUUGGAAAUAGUUAAGACAAUACUAUCCGAAUCGAGAGAAAAUUGCAGCAGGUACUGUAAUAACGAGGAGGCCAAGUUAGGCUGCAUUUGGAUGCUAACGAAUCUCAUCUGGAACUCAUCGUUCAGCAGCUAUACUCACAGUGCCCCUAUUGAGUACACGCCGACUGCUCCAACAAGCGAUUCGUCUAUAAGACAUCCCUCAGAUUUGCGGUCUGCACGUUUAGAAGCGACAACAGGUGCCUCAUUUUCAGAUGACUCGGAAGAUAAUGCAGAUGCAGAUGAUGAAGGAGUUGAUGUUGAUGAUGCUGAGUUCGUGCGUUUCCCGGUGAGUUCACCAAAUGCCAGGAAUCCGGCACUUACAAGGUACAGAAGGUUAGAAAAGAUUGGAUUCUACGAACUAAUACAUGAACGAACAUUUGAUGAAUUCCUGAAUGUGCGUGAGAGAGCAAGGACUCUAUUGUUCCAUAUGGAUAUGUUACGGAAAGGCGGUUCAAAUACUUAA